Molecule: messenger RNA, 1419 nt
Organism: Drosophila willistoni
Lineage: Eukaryota; Metazoa; Arthropoda; Insecta; Diptera; Drosophilidae
Gene: Coa7
Product: cytochrome c oxidase assembly factor 7 homolog
Exons: 3
Coding region: 154-963 (269 amino acids)
Cellular component (GO): mitochondrial intermembrane space
Molecular function (GO): protein binding
Source: RefSeq, a predicted model, not a curated record
CACCCUUAGGACUUUUACUCGCACCCUGAAAAGACACAAAAUUCCAGUUCCACGGUUUUCGGAUUGCGAAAACAAGGAUCAAAACAGAAAUAAAAAAGUUUAGGAUCAAAGGAGACACAAAAUUAAAGGUCACAACAGAAAUAGACUUAAACAAUGGCGUACGAUCUGAAAAAGGAGUCAGACGUAAAGGAGUACAUAGACAAGCUGGGGGUAGAGUAUCGAUUUGGUUGUUACUCGGAAAAAAAGCCGGAAGCUUGCCACCUGCUCGGUGACUACCUAGAGGGUAUCAAAAAGGACUUUGAGAAGGCCUCCAAGGUGUACAAAUCGACAUGUGAUGAUUAUGGUUACGCAAAGUCGUGUUAUAAGUAUGGCAACUAUAGCUUUCUAGGCAAGGGCAAGAGCGGCGGCAAGGGCGAGCCACGCGUGGCAUAUGAAUACUAUGAGAAGGGAUGCAAUCUAAACGAUUCGGAUGCCUGCCUGCAUUCCGGCUUAUUGCUGGUCUCCAGAUCAAUGCCCAAGGAGAUUGACCGCAAUGUUCCUAAGGGUGUGGAGUUUCUUACCAAAAGCUGUGACAUGAACAACGCCACCGCAUGUUUCUACUUGUCCGGAAUGCAUAUUUCUGGAGUGCAAAAGAAACCUGAGGAUACUGCGGCCAUUAGCAGUAGCGGGAGUGCCAUUAGCGGAGUCAAUUCCACAACAACGGCAUCAAAAACACCCAAGGAAUCCGAAUAUAUUGUGCUUAAGGACAUGAAAAAGGCAUUUCAAUUUGCCCACAAGGCGUGCGAGUUGCGUAACAUGUACGCCUGUGCGAAUCUUAGCCAGAUGUACGCCCGCGGCGAUGGCAUCGAGAAGAACGAAAAGGAGGCCGAACGGUAUAAGAAACUGGCCCUGGAAAUGCAAGAGGAGAUUAAGAAGCAACAGGAGACGCUUGGCUUUCAGCAGGGAGUCGGCAUGCCAAAUUGAAGCCAUCUAAUAUCAAUUGUUAUUUCGAUCCUCGCCUUAGAUCAAUAUUUUCGUCUUUCUUUUCUUUUCCAUUUGCUUAAAACUUCUCUUUCAAGAUUCGUUUUCAAUUUCAAUAAUUGUAUUUUCAUUAGUUUUCUGUUUUUCUUUCUUUUUAGUGUGUAUAUAGACCAUUUACCACCCGCCCCACUAAUUAUCUCCCGAUCCCGCCCACACCCCUCUCUAACUAUCAGACUCUCUCAUUUAGAAGGGAGGGCUGAAAAUAUGCAAAAUAAAAUUCUUAGUUUUAAUUGUUAAGUGUUAACAAAAGUCAGCAAAUGAAUGAAUGCAAAUCCCUAUAUAAUUCCGUUGAUACCUUAAUUACAAAUUACUUACAAUAUAUAAAGAAAUGGAUACCUUAAAACAAAUAUAAAAUAAACAAUAUAGGAAUCCUUAGACCAAAGUUGGUACAUCUAAAAA